Messenger RNA from Dictyostelium discoideum AX4, 2145 nucleotides. RefSeq lists its product as hypothetical. NCBI's taxonomy places the organism in Eukaryota, Evosea, Eumycetozoa, Dictyosteliales, Dictyosteliaceae. The transcript has a single exon. Bases 1 to 2145 code for a protein of 714 amino acids. The record is from RefSeq and is a predicted model, not a curated record.
AUGAAUAAAAUUGUAAUAAUUAAAAAUCAAACCAUAAUUAUAAAAAUUAUAAAUUAUUUAACAUCAUUUUGGGUUAGUGGUGGUAAAUUUGGAGAUUCAUCGUCAAAUGAAAUGUUUUCAUUAGUUUUUAUUGGGAUAGUACGUGAUUUAUCAAUGGUUUCAAAGGAAUGGUAUAAUACAAUAAUACCAAUUGGAUUGAAAUUACCACAAUACUAUCUACUAAAUGAAAGUGAAUUAUUGAAUAAAGGAAUUAAAAGAAUGAUUAAUUCAAAAUCAAUAUUCAUUAAAUUAGGUAGUGUUACAAAUGCUAAUCAUAAAUCUAGAUUAUUAAAUGAAUUCAGUGAUUCGAUAUCAUCGAUUACAUUAAAACCAAAUUUCAAUGCAACUGAUAUAAGUAAUAGUAACCAAUUCAAUAUUAAACCAUGGUGUUUUAAAAAUUUACAAAGUUUACAACUAAAUUUAGGAGAUUAUCCAAAUUGGAAAAUUUAUUUAAAUCAUUUAUUCCCAAUUAAUCAAUUCAAUUCACAAAUUAAUGCUACAAAUGAUCAAUUAGAAUUAUUAAAUAAAUUACAUAAUGAUUCAAAUUGUGUUAAUUUAACAUCAAUUAAUGAAAUUACAAAUAAUAAUAAUAAUAAUAAUUAUUAUAAUUUUGAUUGGACAAAUCAAUUGAAAACUUUAAUAUUAGAUUUCACCACUACCACUACCAACACUACAAAUGCCACCACUGAUUUUGAUUUAACAAUUUUUGAUAAUUUCAUUAAAUUGGGUGGUUUUUAUAAAUUAAAUACUUUAAAAUUGAAAUCAAAUUUAAAGAGAGUUGAUGGUUUAUGUUCAGAAUUAACCAAAAAAGUUGAAACAUUUCAAUUAUAUGGUAUUAGAAUUGAUAGUGAACAAAUUUCAAAAUUACUUGCAUCAACUUCAAAUAAUUUAAAAUUCUUUGAAACUUCACAAUGUUUACCAUUAAUUGGAUCAAAAUCAAUUUGUGAAACUUUGAAAUCAAUUUUUUCAAAUUCAAAUAAUUCUUGUAAAUUAGAAUCAUAUCAUCAAACUUCAUACUCUAAUGAAGAUUUAAAUGAUUUAAUAUCACUUUUAUCAUCAUCAAAUAAUGAAAAUUUUAAAUCUUUGAAAAUUAAUAGUCAAAUUGAACUUUCAAAAAAUUCAAACUCCAAUAACAAUAACAACAGUGGUAGUGGUAGUAGUAUUGGUUAUAAUCAAUCAUCAAUUCAAUAUCUAUCAUUAAUAUUACCAGACACAAGUUUUUGUAAAUUUAUUUUCUCAAAAGUUUCAUUUAAAUUAACAACUUUAAAUCUUAAAUUUAUAAGAUUCUAUUCAUCAAAUUUAAACGAUAAAUUAAAUAAUGAUACAGAAAUGAUUGAUAUUAUAAUUGAAAUUUUAAAAAAUCAAAAUCAAUCUUUAAAAAUUUUAAAAAUUCAAAAUACUAUUUCAGAUUUAGAUAAAUUAAAACAAAAUCCAAUUAAUUGUUCAAUUUCAAAAUUAUUAUCUUUUAUUUGUGAUAAACAACAACAACAACAACAACAACAACAACAACAAAAUGAAAUUGAAAUUGAAGAGAAUCAAUUAGAAGAGAUUAAUUUAAGAAAUUUUUGGAUUUCAAAAGAAACAAUUAUAACAACAUUAUCAUCAUUUAAUAAUAAUUCAAAAUCAAAGGUUAAAUCAUUCUAUAUUUCAGGUUUAUCUGAUUUUAAGCCAACUGAUAUUAGUCAUACUUUAUUAUCAAAUGAUACAAUUUGUAAAUUAAUUUCAUUUGGAAUUUCACUAAUGUCAAUUAAAGAUAGGGAUGAUAAUAGUAAAACCACUACCGCCACCACCACCACCUCUUUAAAAAACAAGUUUUCUUCUGCUUUUAGAAAUACAUUUUCAAAUAUUAAUGAAAUUAAUGAUUGUGAUAAAAAUUAUUUAAAACUUUUAAUUGAAAUUUUAAAAUCAAAUAAAAUAAUUCAACAUAUUGAAAUUAAUACACCAACACAUCAAUUCACAACUGGUUUGGAGGAACUAAUAUCAACAAUUAAAAAUAAUAAAACUAUAGUUUCAAUUGGUUUAAAUAUAAAUAAUAAUAAUUUUAUUAAUCAAUGUUUAAAUAAUAGUAUUUAUCCAUACUUUAAUCCACCAUCAAUUAAUUAUUAA